Molecule: messenger RNA, 926 nt
Organism: Formica exsecta
Lineage: Eukaryota; Metazoa; Arthropoda; Insecta; Hymenoptera; Formicidae
Gene: Cpap3-d
Product: protein obstructor-E
Exons: 5
Coding region: 114-806 (230 amino acids)
Cellular component (GO): extracellular region
Molecular function (GO): chitin binding
Source: RefSeq, a predicted model, not a curated record
GACGAUACACCGUCCCCGAGGUGUACCGAGGCCGACACCUAAAGUGCGCGCCAAUCGCCGACUUCGUCGUCAGUAGUCAGAGACAGUCAAGCCGACGAGUGUGCCGGAAGAAGAUGAGCUAUCCGAGGAGCGUGACCGUGCCGUUGCUCCUGGCGAUCCUGGCACGUGUUCAGGCCGUCACCUUAUUCAAUGCCCCGUCAUGUCCCAAUCCUUACGGGAUCCACGCUUACGCUCAUCCUGAGGACUGUGGGGCCUUCUUCCUAUGUACGAACGGUACCUUAAGCUACGAGUAUUGCGAGAACGGACUUCUGUUCGACGGACACGGCUCUAUCCACAAUCACUGCAAUUAUAAUUGGGCUGUCGAUUGCGGCAAUCGCAAGGUCGACUAUACGCCAAUUAGCAGUCCGGGUUGCGAGUACCAGUUCGGCAUGUACCCAGAUAGUGACAGCUGCAGCACUAAUUACAUCAAAUGCAUCUACGGCGAACCGCAUCCGACCCAAUGCGACUCGGGUCUGGUCUACAACGCGAAGACUCAUACGUGCGUCUGGCCCGACGAGCUCAUCCCCUUCUGCAACCCCGAGGCUAUAGUAGGUUUCAAAUGUCCGCACAAGCUACCCCCCAACAGCCCCGCUGCCAAGUUCUGGCCCUAUCCGAGAUUCCCUGUACCAGGUGAUUGCGGGAGAUUGAUCACCUGCGUGGACGGUCAUCCGCGACUUCUCACCUGCGGAGAUGGAAAACUAUUCGACUCAGUGAGCCUGACUUGCCUGGAUCCAGAUGAUGUUCCUCACUGUACUAACGGUGUUUAAGAAUAGAGGCACAUUCCUGACAAUCACCUGAUAUCCUAAAUCGGCAAACAACGAAAAAAGACAACAAACCAUCAAACAAUGAAAAACUAAUACAUUUGAUGACAAACAAAAAAUUAAAAA